CUUCUGAAAAAGACCCGGUGAAAAUUGGUAUUGCUACUAGUAAUUGUUCCGAAUUUCAUUGCGGGUUAAUCAAGAAUGUUAGCAUUGGAGAAAGUUCUUCGUCCUUAAAAAAAAUCUUAGUAGUUAAUAAUAUUCGUCCGAUUAAUAACGUAGUUGACUUGGCUAAUUUAGUAAUGUUAGAAACCGGACAACCCUUUGACUUGCUUGAUUACGAUACCUUGCCUCCCAAAACGAUUCUGGAAGUGCGUCAAGCCCACAAAAAAGAACGAAUAAUUACUUUUUCCGGACAACAACUAAUACUCAAUCCUGAGGAUAUUGUAAUUGGUGCGGAUAAAAAGAUUAUUAGUUUAGCUGGAAUUAUUGGGGCUAAAAAUACAGCAAUAACUUCGCAAACUCGCAAUAUACUUGUCGCGUGCGGAACUUUUGCCACUUCUCACCUCAAAACCACGGCUUUUCGUCUUGGUAUUACAACUCAAUCUAGUCAAUUAUGCACCAAAAAAGUUAAUUUGACUGGACAACCUUUCUUGUCCCUUCAAUACCUAAUUUCUCUCCUGAAAAAAUUAGGAGGAUUGACCGAGCAAGAAGUUGCAAUAGUUUCCGCUUCCUCCCCGACUAAAAAAAAAAAACCGCUUAUUGCCCUCAGUGAAAACUUCCUCAAAAAGAGGAAAGGAGUAAUUUAUUACCUUAAACCUCCUUUUUAUCGGCUCGAUAUUACUAGAGCCGAAGAUUUAGUGGAAGAAAUAUUAAGAAUUUAUGAUUAUAACAAAAUACCGAUUAGUAAUGGUUGGCAAGAAAUUAUUACUUACUCGUUAGUUUCCGAAACAGAAAAAGCCCAAGAUUUUUCCCCUUGUUUAGAUAAGGAAAACUACCGAGUGUUAUCCCCCAAAAGUGAAAAUCACCAAUUUUACCGGCAAACUCCAAUUCCCAGCCACCUAAAAACGAUUAAUUAUAACCUAACUCAUGGUAGCAAAGACUUGUUAUUUUUUGAAAUUUCUUCUACUUACUCUGCCAUCUCGUCAGGAACUUACCAAGAGGAGUUACUGAUUUUAAGAGCUCUGGAAAAUAUUUUUUCUCUUUUUCUCUUGUUGGAAAAAGUUAAUUUUCUUCCUGUUGCUUCCGAUUUAAAUAGUGAAUUGAAAGGAGAAAUAUUUCUCGGCCAAGAAAAAAUUGGCUAUUUAGGAAGCGAGAACAAAAAACCAAUACUUUUUGCCCAAAUCUCGUUAACUAAAAUUUUCGCUCACCUUACUAAUAAUCCGCCACAAAUUUUUUACCAACCUGUUUCUCGCUUCCCGGUGAGUGAAAAAGACUUAUCAUUAAUAAUUUCUGAGAACCUUGACUACAAUGAAAUAGUUAAGGAAAUAAAAAAAAGCGGUGGUGAAGAUUUACGCGAAGUAAAAGUUUUUGAUGUUUACCAAAGUGCCAAACUAGUUAAACAACGAACAAAAUCUGUCAGUUUUCAUUUAAUUUUUCAGAGCCCGAAAAGAACUCUGGAAAAAGUAGAGAUAGGAAAAAAUCUGUUAAGCAUCAUUAGACAUUUAUCCGAA
Molecule: messenger RNA, 1544 nt
Organism: Racocetra persica
Lineage: Eukaryota; Fungi; Glomeromycota; Glomeromycetes; Diversisporales; Gigasporaceae
Source: the annotation of a GenBank genome assembly